Molecule: messenger RNA, 696 nt
Organism: Carya illinoinensis
Lineage: Eukaryota; Viridiplantae; Streptophyta; Magnoliopsida; Fagales; Juglandaceae
Product: snakin-2-like
Exons: 3
Coding region: 306-608 (100 amino acids)
Source: RefSeq, a predicted model, not a curated record
UUCCACCAAGCAAUACAAAAGUGCAUAGCUACUCUAGAUUAUUCCAAAUGAUAAUUCUUUUUUUUAAUCUUUAUCCUUUUAAUUUCCCUUCGGUCUACGUAUCAUCAAAAGAAUGCCACCUCAUUGCUUGCAACCAAUCCAAUUCUGUCUUCUCUCUCUCUCUCUCUGCUUAAUUAGCCGACGAUUGCUACAAAUACAGGAGCCCUCUUAACUGACUUCUACGCAUCAAAUAUUCACGAGGUUUCAACAAGGCGUUGAACAAAGGCCCUAGCUGGUGCUCUAGUACUUUUAAAUCUAGUUGAGCCAUGUCCAUCUCCAAAACUUUAGUUACUUCUGUUCUCAUCUAUCUCCUCCUUAUCCAUCUCAAUGAGGCUUAUCAGAUGGUGAACACUAAUGCAGCAAAGGAUUCUCUCCCCAAACAAAUCGAUUGUGGAGCAGCAUGUACUGCGAGGUGUCAGCUGUCGUCGAGGCAGCGUAUGUGUAAGAGGGCAUGCGGGACUUGCUGUGCCCGUUGCAACUAUGUUCCUCCUGGCACUUCAGGCAAUCAAGAGGUCUGUCCCUGCUACGCCAACAUGACCACCCACGCCAACCGACGCAAGUGCCCUUGAAACGUAUGUAUGGAAAUCAUGCCGUUUAUAUAUGAUGUAAAAUUAUGUACGUACUAAAAUAAUUAAGCAUAUCACUUUGUUACAAGUA